AUUACUACGUAGGGGACUCUUAUUUUGAAGAUUUCUGAAAUUCCGUGACCCGGAAGUUGCCGACGAGAUUUUGAUCAAUAUACCCAACAGUUUUAUUAAGUAGAUAUUGUUAGCCAUGUCUCAAGACGGAUUUCAACCUACACUUAUAAGGACCACGCACACUAACAACACGAGCUCGAGUAUUCAACAACCACAUGCACCGUGCCCUGGUAAAACACCCAUACAAGUUCUACAUGAAUAUGGAACAAAAACGGGUAACCUUCCCGUGUACGUGAUGGAAAAGGCCGAAGGGGAGGCGCACCAACCCAGCUUCAUCUUCAACGUUACAAUAGGAGAUCUGUCCUGCACAGGUCAAGGAGCCAGUAAAAAAGCCGCCAAACACAAAGCCGCUGAGUCUGCCCUGAACCUUCUGGAAAUAGACCCCGGAACACCCCUUCACAUAAAGAAGGAGAGUAAUGGAAACCCAGCGAAGCCUAACGACCAACCCAACUCAGUGGGGAAACUGCAGGAGCUGGCCCUGCAGCAGGGAUGGCGCCUCCCUGAAUACACUGUUUUCACAGAGGCAGGCCCACCUCACAAGAGAGAGUUCACGGUUACCUGCAGAAUGGAGUCGCUCACAGAGACCGCGACGGGAAAUUCCAAGAAGGUGGCUAAAAAGGCAGGUGCUGAGAAGAUGUUAGCAAAACUUCUAAAUGUGUCUGGUUGUCCUGAAAUCACAUGGAUCCCAAAGCCCGGUGUCCGAUUGGAGAACUUGCGUAACUCCUCGGCAGAGAAGAUGUCUCUCCUAAGAAGGAACCCACUCAGUAUUCCCAACACAGACUACAUCCAGAUGAUGCUGGAGCUGUCCCAAGAGCAGGGCUUUGAAGUCACAUACUUUGACAUUGAUGAGCUGACAGUGAACGGGCAGUACCAGUGCUUGGCAGAGCUGUCCACCUCACCCGUCGCCGUAUGCCACGGAACAGGCAUCUCCUGCGGCAACGCACAUAACGACGCCGCACACAACGCUCUCCAGUACAUCAAGAUCAUGGCUUCCAUCAAAUGAGCGAUCGUAGUAAACGGCACAGAUGGUUUU
Messenger RNA from Oncorhynchus gorbuscha (pink salmon), 1072 nucleotides. Its product is annotated as interferon-inducible double-stranded RNA-dependent protein kinase activator A homolog. The coding region runs from base 116 to 1042 and encodes 308 amino acids. The transcript has 8 exons. Lineage: Eukaryota; Metazoa; Chordata; Actinopteri; Salmoniformes; Salmonidae. The record is from RefSeq and is a predicted model, not a curated record.